CUUGUUUGUUCCGGAAGACAUCGGGUACUAAACAUCCAACGCCGCAACCUGCGACUCAGCCAACGUCGGUGUACUACUUCGCCCAUCAUGCGUCCCACUGCUACACGUCUAGAUGGAAUGCCUGGACCUAAAUCAUUUUGCCCUUGGUGGGGUGACACCAGCAUACACAAACAAAGGGGAGUGGUUGUCUACACUGUCUCGCCAUUCAGACAGCGCGGCUCAAAAGCUAUAAUUAGAGGCUGGCUAUUCAACGGCUACAGGCGUCUCGCUGCCCAAGUUCCCUACUGGAUAGUCCCCUUUGCUAUCGGAUAUGGAACCUACACGUGGGGCAAUAGUCGUUACGCUUGGCAAAACAGCAAGGCUGGACAUAUUGCACUUGGUGACCACCACCACUGAGGUAUCAUGUUAGAUUCACCAGUUUCGAAAUAGACUUGUUUUCUUUCCAAGGCACACGUCUUCGUGAUAACUAAUUGGGCGCGUGUCUUAACCAGACUGUUCGUUUCUCCCCUGAGCUGGCUGAACUCUAACUCCUACACGUAACUUGAUGAUAGCAUACCAGUAAACGAUGGCUUAAUAUUCGAUGCAUGAUUAUCCCAAAGCCAACCUCGUCGCCCUAA
Messenger RNA from Suillus fuscotomentosus, 617 nucleotides. RefSeq names its product cytochrome b-c1 complex subunit 8. The transcript is spliced from 5 exons. NCBI's taxonomy places the organism in Eukaryota, Fungi, Basidiomycota, Agaricomycetes, Boletales, Suillaceae. The record is from RefSeq and is a predicted model, not a curated record. Bases 88 to 396 code for a protein of 102 amino acids. Gene Ontology annotation, biological process: mitochondrial electron transport, ubiquinol to cytochrome c.